Molecule: messenger RNA, 1461 nt
Organism: Trichoderma harzianum CBS 226.95
Lineage: Eukaryota; Fungi; Ascomycota; Sordariomycetes; Hypocreales; Hypocreaceae
Exons: 3
Coding region: 1-1461 (486 amino acids)
Biological process (GO): protein catabolic process in the vacuole; cellular response to glucose starvation
Source: RefSeq, a predicted model, not a curated record
AUGCCUGGCUCAUCCAUCACCUCUUGCAUCUCUACCCCGACUACCAAUCUCUCCAUUACCUCCUGUGUCUCUACCCCAGCUACUAACUUCUCAAUUACCCCCAUGCACGAUGGCGCUCUAACUCUCAUGACUUCUACGGAAGACCACUUCCUGUUCCCUCCUUUUGCUCAGGAGAAGCCAUUUUCCCAUCCCGAAAUUCACUCAGAUUGCAACCUCGAGCCUCCCCGGAGCCCCGAUGGGGAGGAUUCUUACACGGAAUGGACUCCUCAGCACGAGAGCUCUGAUGGAGGUUCCGACAACACCUCCAGACCUGGAACCCCCUCAGUCACUGAGCACGCCGAAGAUGAUACCGCCGUUUCGAUCAGGCCUUCGCGCCACGUUGACUACUUGUCCCAUGACUGGAAGGAGGAGGAUAUCAGGUCUUCCUGGAGAUACAUUACAACUCGGCGCGCCGACUUUCCCAAUAGCGCCCGAUUGGAAAACGCUUCUUGGAGAGCCUGGGUGAAGGUGAAAAAUAAUCUACGAACCGUUUCGGCCGAAACCAUUAACUGGUUCAAGGAUAGCGAUGUUACUUGGUUGUACGGUCCGUUGCAAUCAGAGACCAAGCCCAUUCACGAUACCCGCGCAGCGCGAUCAAGCAUCUCACAGUCAAAGACGGACUUGUCUGUCAAUCUCAACAAGAAGCCAAUCCUCAAGAAGAGGAGCAUGUCUCAGGUCACUCUUCAGAGGCCGUUGUCCACUACCUCACUUUUAGAUCAAGCCGCAGCCACCAUCCAGGCCCAAGAAACACAAGGCAUCCCGAGGCCCAGCAACAACAGGCGCGGAGCCGUUGAUGAUUUCGCCUACCCCUUCUCUUCAAGGAGGAUGAGUGUUGAUAGCAGCGGCCUGGCAUCUCCGACGGAGUCUUCUGGGAUUACAUCCACUAGUGCUAAGCGGAGGCAGAUUCGCUUUAACGAGCAAGUUGAGCAGUGCAUUGCUGUUGAUGUCAGGGCCGAUGACAAGGAUGAGAUGGAGGCGUGCCCAGAUUGCUACGGUGACAAUAGCGAUUCGGAUGAUGGUGUUAUUCUGAAUCGGCUCAGGGUCAAGAAACAAACUGCCAAAUCAAAGUCGACGGGGGACAAGACCAUUGCCAAACUUCCCUCGACGACCCUUAAGGACCGCAAGGAUACGAGGCACCCACGCAGCCCACCCUUGUCUCCGUCGUCUUCGCAAGAGACAAUGCUUCCAUCAAAUCCAUCUGCAAGGUUCUUAUUUGACGAGGAUGACGAUGAAGACGCGCUCCUAAGCCCCGGCUACAGCAGCAGCAGUAGCAAACCCGUUGGGAUGCGCCGGAAAUCUUCUGGAAUGCUAAUACCCCGCGAGGAGGGCCACCCAAACCCCGAUGAAGGCCUUUAUGGUCAAGUUCUCGACAAGGGCGACACUUCGUGUCACAUUGCCCGCGUCCACUGGAAGAGAAAUUGA